Cervus elaphus (red deer) is the source of this 2256-nucleotide messenger RNA. It is a transcript of the gene MTPAP, whose product is annotated as mitochondrial poly(A) polymerase. The record is from RefSeq and is a predicted model, not a curated record. Gene Ontology annotation, molecular function: poly(A) RNA polymerase activity. NCBI's taxonomy places the organism in Eukaryota, Metazoa, Chordata, Mammalia, Artiodactyla, Cervidae. The transcript has 9 exons. Bases 186 to 1805 code for a protein of 539 amino acids. Gene Ontology annotation, cellular component: mitochondrion.
AAGGAAGAGUCUGGAGUCGCGGGCGGGCGCUUGACCUGUGGAAGCGGCCGGGGAGCCUUUGGCCAUCGGAGAGGCCAUGUCCCGACCUCGUCUGACCGCGCUCGGGGUAUCUAGAGCCGCCGCCGUGGCUCGUGGUAGUAGCGGGGUUUGUGACAUUUCUGCCUUCGGGGACUCCGUGUCCAGCAAUGAAGUCGUUCAAGGCUCGUUUGCAGGCCAGGAACACAAUUUGCCAGUGUUUGACAGUUUGGCGAAACAUUGUUGCCGACUCUGAAGACAGGACUCCAAAAAAGAGAUUCUCUGAGGUGCAAAACGAGAGACGAGAGCAGGCUCAGCGGACCGUGUUGAUCCACUGCCCAAACAAAAUCGAUGAGAAAAAGUUUCUCAAGUUCUUAGCCCAGCACGGACCUAUUAACAGCCACUUCUUCUAUGAAAGUUUUGGUCUUUACGCUGUUAUAGAAUUUUGUCAGAAGGAAAGUGUAACUUCAUUGCAGAAUAUAACUCGGACUCCAAGCCUGGGCCCAGAGGCUGCAAUUCCAUUCAAGUCACGUUACUUCAAUUUAAAAUUGAGAAAUUCAUCAAACCAGACUUCUGAACUGUCAAGUAUUCAAUGUAGUAACCAGUCUUCUCCUUCAAGCAAGAAGCUUUAUCAGUUACUUUGUUGUGCAGAAAGUGUAGAUGAUCAGCUGAACACUCUGUUGAGGGAAUUCCAGCUCACAGAGGAGAACACCAGGCUCCGGUAUCUCACCUGCUCUCUCAUUGAAGACGUAGCGGCUGCGUACUUUCCGGACUGUGCAGUCAGACCCUUUGGCUCCUCAGUGAAUAGUUUCGGGAAACUAGGAUGUGAUUUGGACAUGUUUUUGGAUCUAGAUGAAAUUGGAAAAUUUACUGCUCAAAAGACCUCAGGAAAUUUUCUGAUGGAAUUUCAAGUGAAAAACGUUCCUUCAGAAAGAGUUGCGACUCAGAAGAUCCUGUCUGUGAUAGGAGAGUGCUUAGACCAGUUUGGCCCAGGCUGCGUGGGAGUACAGAAAAUACUGAAUGCCCGCUGUCCCCUUGUCAGGUUCUCACACCAGGCCUCUGGAUUUCAGUGUGAUUUGACUACUAACAACAGGAUUGCCUUGAAAAGUUCUGAACUGCUUUACAUGUAUGGUGCCCUGGACUCGCGGGUUAGAGCCUUGGUGUUCAGUGUCCGAUGCUGGGCUCGAGCACAUUCGUUAACGAGUAGUAUUCCUGGUGCUUGGAUUACAAAUUUCUCCCUCACCAUGAUGGUCAUCUUUUUUCUCCAGAGGAGGUCACCUCCUGUUCUUCCAACACUAGACUACCUAAAAACCCUUGCAGAUGCAGAAGAUAAGUGUAUAAUAGAAGGCUACAACUGUACAUUUGUUCGUGACUUGAAUAGAAUUAAACCUUCAGGAAACACAGAAACACUAGAAUUACUACUGAAAGAAUUUUUUGAGUAUUUUGGAAAUUUCGCAUUCAAUAAAAAUUCCAUUAAUAUUCGACAGGGAAAGGAACAGAACAAACCAGAAUCUUCUCCGCUGCACAUUCAGAAUCCUUUUGAAACUUCUCUCAACGUUAGCAAAAAUGUAAGUCAAAGCCAACUGCAAAAAUUUGUGGAUCUGGCCAGAGAAAGUGCCUGGAUUUUACAUCAGGAAGGUAAAGACCGCCCUUCGCCAUCAAGUAAUCAGCCUUGGGGGUUGGCAGCCCUGCUGCUACCUUCUGUAGCAAAUAAUGUGUCUCUUUCCAAGAAGAAAAAGAAGCCUGCAAGUGAAAGAAUUAAAAACUUGUUGGAUUCCAUAAAAAAGUAGUGGUGCAGAAAAUUCCACAGCCACUAAUGGGAGAAGAGCAAUUAGCACUCAGGCAUGAUGGCUGUUUAUUUGCUUUCAGAACUGGUUUUGUCCUGUAAGCUGGUUGCUGACUGCCUGGAAGAACCGUGCGAAGCCCUGGCAAGCCAUUCUUCCAUCCAGUGUCUCUCUUCUCAUGAUCUUCCUGUUGGGCCCUUUAAACUGGUCUGAGAUUCUGCGAUAUGUUCAGUCUGAAAGCAGUGGCACCAUAUGAAAACGCUAGCCAUAGGAACAGGUGAAAGAAGAUUAGAAUGUACUUCAGAUAAAAUAUACAAAGCAGGUGGGAAAAAUCAGUCUUAGAAUCAAACCAUUGUUGAUAUCCACAUCAGUCUCUGGGUGUAAAUCAUUUAAAGGGACUUCUAGAUAUGUACAUACGUAGGCAAUGAAUACAAUAAAGUUGAGAAGUUUGAUAGUA